Messenger RNA from Vitis vinifera (wine grape), 1988 nucleotides. Its product is annotated as laccase-7. Gene Ontology annotation, cellular component: apoplast. Gene Ontology annotation, molecular function: copper ion binding; hydroquinone:oxygen oxidoreductase activity. Lineage: Eukaryota; Viridiplantae; Streptophyta; Magnoliopsida; Vitales; Vitaceae. The transcript has 6 exons. The record is from RefSeq and is a predicted model, not a curated record. Gene Ontology annotation, biological process: lignin catabolic process. The coding region runs from base 103 to 1800 and encodes 565 amino acids.
UCAUUCCAAGCUCGUCCAGUAUAAAAAGGAGCUAAUCUUCUCUGUGUUUCUUCAUUCCAUUGGUAUCCUUCUCCUGUGUUUCGAACUUUCCAUCGACUCACAAUGGCACGCCCUGUGUUUCUGUUGCCAUUCGCCUUACUUCUUCUUGCUUCAACAAUGGCUUCCGCCGAUGUCGUGGAACACUCGUUCCAUGUGCAAAACCUGACCGUUCGGAGGCUCUGCCAUGAACAAGUUAUAACUGCAGUGAAUGGAAGCCUCCCCGGCCCAACCAUACGUGUUCGAGAGGGCGACACCCUUGUCGUUCACGUCUUUAACAAGUCUCCGUACAAUCUCACUAUUCACUGGCAUGGGGUGUUCCAACUACUGAGUGGUUGGGCAGAUGGACCUGUGUAUGCAACUCAAUGUGCCAUACGUCCUGGGCACAGCUAUACUUACAAGUUUACGAUCACGGGACAGGAAGGGACCCUCUGGUGGCACGCUCAUGUCCAGUGGCUCCGAGCAACUGUCUAUGGUGCCCUCAUCAUCCGCCCCAGAGCUGGUCACAAGUAUCCAUUCCCAAAGCCCCACAAGGAGUAUCCCAUUAUCUUAGGAGAGUGGUGGAAUGCUAAUGUUAUUGAUGUGGAGAACGAGGGACUGGCCAGCGGCGGUGCUCCUAACAUUUCCGACGCGUACACCAUCAACGGCCAGCCCGGAGAUCUUUAUCCAUGCUCUCAAAAACAUACGCAUAAAAUAAAGGUGGUGCAAGGAAAAACCUAUCUCCUGCGUAUAAUUAACGCUGCACUCAAUAACCAGUUCUUCUUCAAGAUAGCCAAGCACAAAAUGAAAGUUAUCGCAGUCGACGCCUCCUACACCGAACCUUAUGUCACCGACGUCGUCGUCAUCGCCCCCGGCCAGACCACCGACAUCCUCCUCACUGCCGAUCAGUCUCUGGGGUCAUACUACAUGGCAGCGCACCCGUACGCUUCAGCGGCCGGUGCAGCCUUCGAUAAUACCACCACCACUGGAAUCGUCGUCUACGACGGUGCCACGUCAUCAACCCCUGAAAUGCCGGUACUACCCGCCUUCAACGACACCCCCACGGCACACAAGUUCUUCAGCAAUCUGACUGCGCUUUCCAAUGGACCACACUGGACCCCAGUGCCACUUCAAAUCGAUGAGCAUAUGUUCGUGACCUUCGGAUUGGCUCUCAGCCCAUGCGGUGGAAACGCCACCUGCGCUGGUCCACUCGGCCAGCAGUUCUCUGCCAGCAUGAACAACGCAUCAUUCCUAUUCCCCACAGAGCUAUCCAUGUUGCAAGCUUUCUUUUUUGGAGUGAGUGGAAUCUACACCGCUGAUUUCCCUGACCAGCCACCCGUGGAGUUUGACUACACGAAUUCCAACAUCAGCCUUGAUCAAUCCCUGAUUUUUGCUCCAAAAUCAACGAGGGUGAAGAAACUGAAGUAUAACGCAACCGUAGAAAUUGUGCUGCAGAACACGGCGUUCGUGACAGUGGAGAAUCAUCCUAUACAUAUCCAUGGUUUCAACUUCCAUAUACUGGCACAAGGGUUCGGAAAUUACAACGCCACCACUGAUAGGAAAAAGUUUAAUCUGGAGAAUCCUGUAGUGCGCAACACUAUUGGCGUGCCGGUCGGAGGAUGGGCUGUCAUCAGAUUUCAGGCCAAUAAUCCAGGUGUAUGGUUGGUUCACUGCCACCUGGAUGUGCACCUUCCGUGGGGGCUGGCCACCGCUUUCGUGGUUGAAAAUGGUCCCACUCCUUCGUCCACGCUGCCUCCACCGCCAGCUGAUCUACCUCGCUGUUAGAAGUUGAUCAUAUCUUCUUGAUUUUAAUCAGGCGCAAAUUGUGGAAGCUCUAUUUUAUUUGUUAUGCUAUUUUCACCUUUCUUUGGCUUGGUUUUCAUUUCCACCACAAAGUAUUAAUGGUACUCAUUGAUUUAUUCUUGUCAACUUUGGUGUAAAGUGGAAUAAAAUUUAUAUUUUAUUUUUCAUUA